GUCUGCUACUGUCGUCUGCAACGCAUCUCUGACACACACGUGAGAACUUCUGUGUUUCCUAGAAGGGAAAACUUGAAUAUUAAUUUUAUAUUAUUUUCAUUUUAAUUUGUUUAUUACAGUAAUAUUAAGUAGUACCUGACACUUGAAAUGGGUAGAAAGAUCCCAGCGAAAAAACAUCAUGGAGUCAAAGAUCCAGAGAAGCAAGCUGAACGCCGGCACGCCAAAAUCAAGUUGAAAAUUAACGAGGCGCCAAUCAACAUCGAUGAUCAAGAAAUUCCCAAAAAACUAAAAGAUCUAUUUCAGAAGAAAAAAUUCAAGAAAGUGAAGUUAAUUGAUGACGAGCCUCAGCCAAAAGCCAAAGGAGAGAAUUCUGAAGUAAACAAGUUUAAACCUCAACGCCCCAUAAAGAAGAUUCCUAAAUUUGAAAGAAUUGAAGGAGAAACUGACCGUGAGUUCCUUUGGAGAACCGAGUUAACUACGAGAACCUAUUUAAAGAAGGCAAGGUUUGAGGACAAGUACGAUGUUGAUGUGGAAACAAAUGACAAGACUGGUGAAGUUGAUAUCAAGAAAAGGGAAAAGAAAAUAAUUGACACCAGCCUUAAAAUUGAACCUACUAACAAAUGGCAAAAGAAGAAACUAAAGAAAUUGGAAAAGCUGCAAAGUGAACGAGAAGAAAGAAAGAAGUUGAAGAAAGAAAAGUUCAAAGAGAGAAAACUCUACAAGAAGAAUAAAGGAAAGAAACAAGACGAUUUCUCGGUUCUGAAGCAGGACAAGGUGGAAUUCGGGGACGUUGUGGAACAACCCCCUACACUCACAGCUAAACCGAGAAAAUCUACUGCGAUGCUUAAACCUGGAACUCGAAACCUACUCCUCAAAAAUUUAGAAGGAAACGACAUCAAGCCUUCAUCCAAUCUGAGUGGCAAACGAAAACUUCUUUCAGGGUUAGAUAGGCUAAAAUUAGAAACUGAACGUGAAAGAGUUGUAGAAAUUUACCGAAAAAUGCAAGCACUUAAAAAUGCUAAUAACGCCUGAACAUUUAAAAUCAAUAAAAAACAUUUUGACGAG
This is a messenger RNA of Daphnia pulex (common water flea), 1065 nucleotides long. Its product is annotated as coiled-coil domain-containing protein 137-like. The coding region runs from base 148 to 1032 and encodes 294 amino acids. The record is from RefSeq and is a predicted model, not a curated record. The transcript has 2 exons. NCBI's taxonomy places the organism in Eukaryota, Metazoa, Arthropoda, Branchiopoda, Diplostraca, Daphniidae.